This is a messenger RNA of Taeniopygia guttata (zebra finch), 1668 nucleotides long. Lineage: Eukaryota; Metazoa; Chordata; Aves; Passeriformes; Estrildidae. The record is from RefSeq and is a predicted model, not a curated record.
AUGGGGCUCCCGGGGCUUUUGGGGGGCCCGGGGGGGGUCGCGGGGGUUUUGGGGGGCCCGGGGGGGGUCCCGGGGGGCUCCCGGGGGGGGUCCCCGGCGCUGCUGCCGCUGCUGCUGCUGCUGCUGCCCGCCCGAGCCGCCCCCAAGUACGUGCGGGGCCGCAUCAGCACCAAGGAGGACUGGGUGUUCCUGACCCGUUUCUGUUUCCUGUCGGAUUUCGGCCGUCUGGAUUUCCACUUCCGCUACCCCGAGGCCAAGUGCUGCCAGAACAUUCUGCUCUACUUCGACGACCCCUCCCAGUGGCCGGCGGUCUACAGGAGGGGGGGCAAGGACUGCCUGGCCAAGGAGUCGGUGAUCCGGCCCGAGAACAACCAGGUGAUCAACCUGACCACGCAGUACGCCUGGUCCGGCUGCCAGGUGCUGCCGGGGGUCUCGGGGAGGGUCCUGAGCUGCUCCAGCGGCCGCAGCUUCCGCUCGGUGCGGGAGCGCUGGUGGUACGUGGCACUGAGCAAGUGUGGGGGCGGGGGGCUGGAGCUGGAGUACGAGAUGGUUCUGACCAACGGCGACUCCUUCUGGACCCGCCACUUCUCGGCCGACGAGUUCGGGAUCCUGGAGACCGACAUCACCUUCCUCCUCAUCUUCAUCCUCAUCUUCCUCCUCUCCUGCUACUGCGGCUACCAGCUCAAGGGGCGGCAGCUGCUCCACACAACCUACAAGAUGUUCAUGGCGGCGGCCGGGCUGGAGGUCCUGAGCCUCCUCCUGAGCUGCGCCUAUUGGGGUCAGUACGGCUGCGACGGGGUCGGGCACGGCCCCCUCAAACUCCUGGGGAAGCUCCUGUUCUCCAUCAGCUUCCUCAUCUUCCUCCUGAUGCUGAUCCUGCUGGGCAAGGGCUUCUCCGUCACCAGGGGCCGUAUCAGCGCCGGGGGCUCCGUCCGGCUCUCGGUGUACAUGACCCUCUACAGCCUGACCCACGUGGCGCUGCUCACCUACGAGGCACAGUUCUUUGACCCCGGGCAGGUGCUGUACACCUACGAGUCCCCGGCAGGGUACGGCCUGAUCGCGCUGCAGUUCGGCGCCUUCGGCUGGUUCUGCGCCGCCGUGGGCGCCACGCUGAGCGCCGUGCCCGAGCGCCGCCGCUUCUACCUGCCCUUCCUGGCCGCCUACGCCUUCUGGUUUUUGGCCGUCCCGGUCUCGGCGCUCGUGGCCAAUUUUGGGAUCCCCAAAUGGGCGCGGGAGAAAAUCGUGAACGGGAUCCAGCUGGGGACCCACCUGUACGCCCACGGCGUCUUCCUGCUGCUGACGCGGCCCUCGGCGGCCAAUAAGAAUUUCCCGUUCCACGUGCGGCGCGCGCAGAUCGGCCCGGGGGGGGGAGGGGCGGCCCCGGGCCCCUCCCCCACCCGCGGCUACCGGAACGUCUCCUUCGUGGGCGACGGGGGCGGGGGGUUCACCGAGCUCUUCGUCAUCCCCCCCCCGGGGCCCCAGCCGGUGAGAUUUGGGGUGAAAAACACCGAUUUUGGGAAAAAAUGGGAAAAAACACCAAAAAACGGGGAAAAACGGGGGAAAACGCCAAAAAAUGGGAAAAAAUACCUAAAAUUGGGGAGAAAAGUCACAAAAAUUGGGAGAAAUGGGGGAAACACAGCCCAGUGUGAGUGAUGGGGAACGAUUUGG